Molecule: messenger RNA, 673 nt
Organism: Erythranthe guttata (spotted monkey flower)
Lineage: Eukaryota; Viridiplantae; Streptophyta; Magnoliopsida; Lamiales; Phrymaceae
Product: monothiol glutaredoxin-S5
Source: RefSeq, a predicted model, not a curated record
AUCACAACAAAACCAAAUUCCACAUCCACACUAACAAUCUUUUUUCUUCAAUUCCAAAUUCAAUUCCAUCUCAAAAUGGAGAGAUUGAACAAAUUAGUGACCAAAAAGCCCUUGGUCAUCUUUAGCAUGACCACAUGUUGCAUGAGCCACACAAUCAAGUCCCUCUUCUACGAUUUCGGUGUCAACCCAACAAUUUACGAGCUCGACGAAAUCGCAAACGGACGUGAAAUCGAGCAAGCCCUAUCGCGGCUCGGGUGUAACCCUACAAUGAUGCCUGCAGUGUUCAUCGGCGGCGAAUUUGUCGGUGGUGCAAACGAGAUUAUGAGCCUCCACCUCAAGAGGUCUUUAAAGCCCAUGCUAAAAAAUGCCGGUGCAUUAUGGGUUUAAUAAUAUAUAUAUACGUACGAGUGUAUGUUUGUGGGCCCGAUAGAAUCGAUAAAUAUUGCAGUUUUAUUGCGUAUAUGAUCGUUUAGAUGUCGGAUUAUAUAGUCACUAAGUUUUUCUAAGUAUAGUGCUAAUUAUCACUAUAUAUACACUAUACAUGCAGUUUUUGUUGCACGUGGUGUUAUUAUAUAAAUAGGUUUAAAGUUUUUUAUGAUGCCUUUUGUAUGCUUAAGUUUUGCCUAAUGAUGCUACUAAUCUACUGAAUUAAAUAUAUUAUUAAUGUUAGUAA